Saccharomyces kudriavzevii IFO 1802 is the source of this 636-nucleotide messenger RNA. Its product is annotated as DUF4668 domain-containing protein. The transcript has a single exon. The record is from RefSeq and is a predicted model, not a curated record. Bases 1 to 636 code for a protein of 211 amino acids. NCBI's taxonomy places the organism in Eukaryota, Fungi, Ascomycota, Saccharomycetes, Saccharomycetales, Saccharomycetaceae.
AUGAUUCAGGAUAUUAAAGAAGAUAACAGUAGUGUUCUUAACGCUUCUAGUGAGGAUGUUCCUCAGUCGACAGCCUGUAAAGCUUUGCACAGAGUAAUGCAAACAGUCAUACUUUUACAAUGGGUUCAGAAUACGUUGGUGCCAAACUUAGGAUUUUUAGGUAAAAAGCACCCCCUAUUUGCAAAGUACUACAAGUUUGUUAUUAUCUCACAAUUGGUUUAUUUGGUGAUUAUACUCGCUUGUGUUUUCUUGCUGAAUUUGAAAUCCAAAAAAAAUGCUGCACAACCUGUUAAAAAAUGGUCGCUGCAAAGAUGCUCGAAGUUAAACUGUUCUCGUUGUGAUGCAAGAAGAGCACAUCCAAAAUGGUUCAAGUUCAAAUAUUGGCUCUUAUUUUUGUUCAUCUACUUUUUUAUGGUUUUUUUCGUAAUGUGCAUUCAGGUUUUUUUUGCAGAAGAUCAAACAAUCAGCUUACCAAGACUCUUAAACUUAUUCGGCUUACAAAGUAGGGCAAUUUUCGCCACUUUUCUCAUGACAUACUGUAUAAAACAGUAUAAUUUUCACAGCAGUGUUCUAGAGACAAGAGGUGACUGUGUUGACGAUGAAAAAAGACUUUUAAUGGAGGAGGACAUAGUUUAG